This is a messenger RNA of Dipodomys ordii (Ord's kangaroo rat), 3478 nucleotides long. It is a transcript of the gene Sec24d, whose product is annotated as SEC24 family member D. Gene Ontology annotation, biological process: endoplasmic reticulum to Golgi vesicle-mediated transport; intracellular protein transport; COPII-coated vesicle cargo loading. The transcript has 21 exons. The record is from RefSeq and is a predicted model, not a curated record. NCBI's taxonomy places the organism in Eukaryota, Metazoa, Chordata, Mammalia, Rodentia, Heteromyidae. The coding region runs from base 1 to 2811 and encodes 936 amino acids. Gene Ontology annotation, molecular function: SNARE binding; zinc ion binding. Gene Ontology annotation, cellular component: endoplasmic reticulum exit site; COPII vesicle coat.
AUGUCGCCGCCUGAAGCUGAAUUUCCAGGCCCUCCACCUGUCAACAAUGUGGCACCUUCUUAUGCACCAUACCAGCCCUCCACACAGCCAUCUUAUCUGCCUCCUGAGGCCACUUCGUCUGUCACCCAUCUAGGCACUCAGCUCAGUGCUAUGCAGAUCAACAACUAUGGAUCAGGCAUGACUCCCCCCAGCCAGGGGUCCCCUGGACCUCUGUCAGCCACAACAUUCCAGGGUCCCCCACGACCUCCACAGCCAUCCAUUCUACAGCCUGGCUCUCAGGUCCUGCCACCACCCCCCACUGUGCUGAAUGGGCCUGGUGCCCCGCCUCUGCCUCCCACUGCGCACAGGCAGGAAGGGCUUCCUGGGCCUGUGCCUCUGAGUGCCCAGUACCAGCCUCCACCUCCACCAGGCCAGACCCUAGGGGCUGGCUAUCCUCCACAGCAAGCAGCCAACUAUGGCCCCCAAAUGGCAGGUGCACAGCUCUCUUACCUGGGAGGCUUCCCCACAGGCCCCUCACAGAUGGCUGGACCCCCACAACCCCAGAAGAAGCUGGACCCUGAUUCCAUUCCCAGCCCGAUCCAGGUGAUUGAGGAUGACAGAGCCACCAGAGGGGGACAAGUUUAUACCACCAACAUCAGAGGCCAGGUCCCUCCGAUAGUCACUACAGAUUGUGUGAUACAAGACCAAGGAAAUGCUAGUCCUCGCUACAUCCGGUGUACCACAUACUGUUUCCCGUGCACAUCAGACAUGGCAAAGCAGGCUCAGAUUCCACUAGCAGCUGUCAUCAAACCCUUUGCCACCAUUCCAUCCAAUGAGACUCCCCUUUACUUGGUGAACCACGGCGAGAAUGGACCUGUCCGGUGCAACAGGUGCAAAGCCUACAUGUGCCCGUUCAUGCAGUUCAUCGAGGGCGGGAGGAAGUACCAGUGUGGCUUCUGCAACUGCAUCAACGAUGAUGUUAAGCCCUACAUCUUACGUGAAGUGUCUGAUCAACUUGAAGAGUUUCUAAAGAAUAAACCUCCCAACCCACCAGCCUUCAUCUUCAUGAUUGAUGUUUCGUAUAGUAACAUAAAGAACGGACUUGUCAAGCUCAUAUGUGAAGAACUGAAGACCCUGUUGGAAAAGCUCCCAAAGGAAGAGCAGGAAGAAACAUCUGCCAUUCGAGUUGGUUUUAUCACCUAUAACAAAGUUCUGCAUUUCUUCAACGUGAAGAGUAAUUUGGCCCAGCCACAGAUGAUGGUGGUAACUGACGUGGGAGAAGUCUUCGUUCCUUUGUUGGAUGGCUUCCUUGUCAACUACCAAGAAUCCCAAUCUGUGAUUCACAAUUUAUUGGACCAAAUUCCAGAGAUGUUUGCGGACUCCAAUGAAAAUGAGACCGUCUUUGCUCCUGUCAUCCAGGCUGGCAUGGAAGCUCUGAAGGCAGCAGAAUGUCCCGGGAAGCUGUUCAUCUUCCAUUCCUCCUUGCCAACCGCUGAUGCUCCAGGGAAGCUGAAAAACAGAGAUGACAAAAAGCUGGUUAACACAGACAAAGAGAAGCUACUCUUCCAGCCCCAGACGAAUGUGUAUGAGUCUCUGGCCAAGGACUGUGUAUCCCACGGCUGCUCCGUGGCGCUCUUCCUCUUCCCUAGCCAGUACGUGGAUGUGGCCUCCUUGGGUGUUGUUCCUCAGCUCACUGGAGGAACCAUCUACAAAUACAAUCAUUUCCAGAUGCAUUUGGACAGCCAACAAUUUCUGAAGGACCUCAGAAACGACAUUGAAAAGAAGAUAGGCUUUGAUGCCAUCAUGCGAGUUCGCACCAGCACAGGUUUCAGAGCCACUGAUUUUUUUGGUGCAAUUUUUAUGAACAACACGACUGACGUAGAGAUGGCGGCCAUGGACUGUGACAAGGCAGUGACUGUGGAGUUCAAGCACGAUGACAAGCUCAGCGAGGACACUGGGGCCUUAAUCCAGUGCGCCGUGCUCUACACAACCAUCGGUGGCCAAAGGCGACUUCGGAUUCACAACCUUGGCUUAAAGUGCAGCUCCCAACUAGUUGAGCUGUACAAGAGCUGUGAGACAGAUGCCCUCAUCAACUUCUUUGCCAAGUCAGCUUUUAAAGCAGUUCUACAUCAGCCUUUGAAGGUGAUCCGGGAAAUCCUAGUGAAUCAGACAGCCCAUAUAUUGGCAUGUUACCGGAAGAAUUGUGCAGGCCCAUCAGCUGUCAGCCAGCUGAUCCUGCCGGAAUCCAUGAAGGUGUUCCCAUUAUACAUGAACUGCUUGUUGAAGAACUGCGUGCUGCUCAGCCGCCCAGAGAUCCCCACGGAUGAGCGGGCAUACCAGCGACAGCUGGUCAUGGCCAUGGGCGUGGCUGACUCCCAGCUCUUCUUCUACCCACAGCUGCUGCCCAUCCACACAUUAGACGUGAAGAACACAGAGUUACCAGCCGCUGUCCGCUGCUCGGAGUCCCGUCUUUCGGAGGAAGGGAUCUUCCUGUUGGCUAAUGGUCUAAACAUGUUCUUGUGGCUGGGAGUGAGUAGCCCUCCAGAACUGAUCCAGGCAAUAUUUAAUGUGCCGUCUUUUGCACAUGUCAACACAGAUAUGACCCUGCUGCCUGAGGUAGGAAGUCCGCACUCGCAACAGCUCAGAAUGACAAUGAAUCUUCUCCAGCAGAAGAGGCCAUAUUCCAUGAAGCUGACAAUAGUGAAGCAGCGAGAACAGUCAGAGAUGGUCUUCCGACAGUUCCUGGUAGAAGACAAAGGACUUUAUGGAGGGUCAUCAUAUAUGGACUUCCUUUGUUGUGUUCACAAGGAGAUCUGCCAGCUGCUCAAUUAACUGAAACUUCUCUUUCAGCAAUGUUGCAAUUUAAGGAGAUCUCUCCUUCUUGGUGCCUAAUUUUGCAGAUGAUAUAGGCUAGUUUUGAUUUCUUGCUCAAUUUCAGAAUAGCUUUCCAAGAUGGCAUUGAGGACUUUAGCUUUGGUGCUCAGGUAUAAAGCCAAUGAAGGGGCAGUUGUACCAUAAAGGGAACAAGUCUAUUUCUGAUUGCACAACUUUUAAUCUGAAAACUGAUGCAGUGUCCAUUUCAUGAAAAGCAUAGUUUACAGAAACAUAAACAUUCUCAAUUUUCUUUGUGCUAGACAUAUAAAUUAUUUUUCAAAGUGUAUAGAUCUGGAGUAAAAAGUCUGGUUCCUCUCAUAUUUACAGUGAGGGAAAAAUAAUUUUUACAUUAUGCCUAAUUUUUUUAAGUCGAACUCCAUUGAACUGAUUUUUCAAAGUACAGUAGACUUUUAAUAACCUUAUAAUCUUCUACCUGGUAGAACAAUUUGUGUUCUACUCUAUUUUCCAUAAUUAUAUUUGUCUAUGUUGAAAGUAUUUUCCAAGUGUUUUGUCUAUAAAACUGUCUAUCAAUAUUCUUAAUAGUUCUUUGUACAAUUUUCAUGGUUUCUACCUGUAUAUAAUGGAUCUUAACCAGUACCAAUAAAUCACUUCAUAUACUCUUAAA